Molecule: messenger RNA, 750 nt
Organism: Danaus chrysippus (African queen)
Lineage: Eukaryota; Metazoa; Arthropoda; Insecta; Lepidoptera; Nymphalidae
Source: the annotation of a GenBank genome assembly
AUGGCUUACCAGACACUAUUGCAAGAAUAUAUGCUUGUACCUCCAGUUACAAGAGCAUACACAACAGCGUGUGUAAUAACAACACUGGCAGUGCAAUUAGAUCUGGUUUCUCCAUUCCAGCUUUAUUUUAAUCCAAUAGUUAUUUUGAGAAAGUAUCAAUUAUGGAGAUUGAUAACAACCUUCCUUUUCUUUGGGAACUUAGGUUUCAAUUUCUUCUUCAAUAUGAUAUUUACAUAUAGAUAUUGUAGAAUGCUGGAGGAGGGAUCGUUUCGUGGUAGAACAGCAGAUUUUGUUGUUAUGUUUAUGUUUGGUGGAAUUUUGAUGAUAAUUUGUGCUUUCUUUGUUAAUUUACUAUUUCUAGGACAAGCUUUUACUAUCAUGAUUGUGUAUGUUUGGUCGCGACGGAAUAAACAUGUACGGAUGAACUUUUUUGGACUAAUGAACUUUCAGGCGCCAUACUUGCCAUGGGUACUUCUUGGAUUCUCAGUUUUACUAGGAAAUUCAAUAUCAGUGGAUCUAGUUGGUAUGGCUAUUGGUCAUAUUUAUUUCUUCCUAGAGGAUGUUCUGCCACGUCAAAGGGGAGGACAGAAAAUCUUAAAAACACCUAAAAUAUUGAAGAGGUUGUUUGAUCCACUACCUGAAGAACCAGAAUAUGUACCGUUGCCAGAAGUUGAAAAUGAGUUAGCCAAUGUGCGGCCAGGGGGCUUCGACUGGCGACAACCGCACCCAAAUAAUAAUGAAAAUAGAUAA